Messenger RNA from Perca flavescens (yellow perch), 7846 nucleotides. It is a transcript of the gene hivep2a, whose product is annotated as HIVEP zinc finger 2a. The record is from RefSeq and is a predicted model, not a curated record. Gene Ontology annotation, biological process: regulation of transcription by RNA polymerase II. The transcript has 17 exons. Bases 860 to 7846 code for a protein of 2328 amino acids. Gene Ontology annotation, cellular component: nucleus. Lineage: Eukaryota; Metazoa; Chordata; Actinopteri; Perciformes; Percidae. Gene Ontology annotation, molecular function: DNA-binding transcription factor activity, RNA polymerase II-specific; RNA polymerase II cis-regulatory region sequence-specific DNA binding.
CUGCUACACACACACACACACACACACACACACACCUCCUGACAGAUACACACAUGCCUGCCUAGCGAAGGAGCGAGCACACUCAGAUGUAAACACACAGAGUGACGGACGGACCGGAGCACGGAGAGGAUGGAUGGAUGAAUGGAUGGAUUGCUGCUGACGAACUAGACAUAAUGGGAGCUUAAACUUGCUGUGCGUGUGUGUGUGUGUGUGUGUGUGUGUGUGCCGAUGUGUGUGUGUGUGUGUGACACACACAGAGAGAGAAAGAAAGUGUGUGUGUGAGAGGGUCGGCCGGUCAGUGUGUCUGUUACCGUGGCGAUGGAAGGAGGGAGUGUGAACACAGAGGAAUGCUUUCGGUUAUAGAGAGGGAGAGCCGGCCAGGAUGGCCACGCGAGGAAACUCUCUGAAACCGAACUGAGCACGCACAGACAAACAGGUCUUUUGGUGAGAAAACUGGAAGACUUUUGAAGCUAAAGAAAGGAUCUACAAGCACUUUUCCUUAUAGAAAAAUCACUCAAGAAAUCUUCUGUCGUUUGAUAAACUGGACAGAAAACAACGCACAGCAACAUUAGUGUUUACAAAAUGGCAAAAGGAGAGAAACAUUUCUGAUGUUAUCCACUAAAGCUCCCCUUUUAUUUCCACUUCCUGAUUCCUGUUUCCAGCCUGGCUUUACAAUCAGUCUAUUUCAGCAAUGGACGGGUACUUCCUGUUUCUGUGAACUUGUUGGCAGCCCUCAAAGGUUCAGCUAUCAUGCCUGGUAGUCGUGGGACCUUGUAACCCUCCAGAACCCGCCCUCCCAACUCCCCCACCACCCCCCUCUCUCCUCCCUCUUCUAAACCCACAGAAGAGCUUCACGAAAAUGGAGGCUCGUGAAUCAGCUGCCGCGGGGCAGAGAUGCUCAAAUAAGGAACCAGCGAAGGAGAAGGCGCUUCUGCAAAGAAAGUGGGCAUCCGAGCCCUCUGCUACCACCAAACGAAGCACUUUUGCUGACCCGGAGGCAAAACACCGUGAGAGUUUGCCUUGUGGUGCCACGGGGGGAUCAGCACCCCAGCAGAAGUACGCAAUCACGGGGAAUUCUAGGAAGCAUGCAGUUGGGGCCAUGGGAGGCCCGCCAUCUCAAGACCCCCAAGGGCCCUUUCCUCAGGGGUUCCCAAGGGGAUACUCCUACCAGCUCGGCCAGCCGUACCCUCAGCACCCCCAAACUGAGCGCUUCCUCUCAGGAGCCAAACCCCAGCCAGGUCUAGAGCCUCAUGCCUGGCCAUUUGCUGGCCAGUUGCCCUCGGAUGAUCUGUACCCUGUAGGACACCCAGGACACACUCAUCCUCACGGGGCUGGGGGAGGGAGGUUUCCCCGCCAGAAAUCUCCCAGUUUACCCAGCUCCUUCGGACAGUAUUCUCAGUCAGGCCCUGAGCCUGGAGAGGAGGGCUAUAGCAAAAAGGAGCAGAAGCCGAAAAAGCCUGGUAAGUACAUCUGUCACUACUGUGGACGAGCUUGCGCCAAGCCCAGCGUCUUGAAGAAGCACAUCCGCUCACAUACUGGUGAGAGGCCAUAUCCUUGUGUACCCUGUGGCUUCUCCUUCAAAACCAAGAGCAACCUUUACAAGCAUCGCAAGUCCCACGCUCAUGCCAUCAAGGCUGGACUCGUACCAUUUUCAGAGCUAGCUGUGGCCCGCAGCGGGGACAUGGACCAGGCAUCCCCAGUGGGCGAGGCCGAGGUCCACUCAGAUGGAGAGCAGAGUACCGACACAGAUGAGGAAGGUGUGGAGGGCUCCACCAUGCUGACGGACAAAGAUAGUCCCAUCCCGCAGAUCCCCUUUGAAGCUGACAAGAAUACAGGUGGUGUGGAACCAGCAUAUGCAGACUCAGCUGAAGAGCUGCCGGUCGGGUCUAUAAAAGUGCCUAUCCUUAUUGUCCCAAAGCCUGGGGGAGUCCCCUCCACAGGGAUGGAGUGCCCACCCUUUCAGGACAUAAAGGGGUCACACCACAUGUUCUCAUCACAUGCUGCCGGGAGAGCGCGCUCACUGGAUGACUCCCCUACCAUCAAAGAACGCUUGGCCCUGAGGCUGAAUGAGAAAAAAGGUCAGGAGUCUGACUCUGCCAUGACCCAGUCCCUGAACCUCCUCAGUCCUCACAGCAAAGGCAGCACAGACUCUGGCUACUUUUCACGCUCUGAGAGUGCAGAUCAGCAGAUCAGCCCUCCAAAUACUAAUGUAAAGACGUACGAAGAGAUUAUGUUUGGUCGGACUUGGUACUACCGACCCAACUCCAGAUCUCGACAGUCUAUCACAGUGGGCAUGGCCGGGGCGGACCCCAGCCUAGCUAGCUUAAAGCAACCAGGUGCUAUUCUAGACAUGGGGAAGAUAGCUGAGGAUCCGAUCUGUUUCAGAGGUGAUGUAGGAAUCUCUGGAGAUCCCAAGCAAUAUCCAACAGGACCCUGUCAAAGCAGUACAGGCCUUCUGGAGCCGCCAUCGGAUUCCGGGACCCUCAUUAGGAGUAACUCCAUGCCAACUUCUUCCCCUCCUAACCUUAGCGUCCCCCCAGCGAUUCGAGGCAGCCACUCUUUCGAUGAGAUGAUGACAACGGAUGAUGUGUUUUACCCACCAGGGCGCAGACUCAGGAGACAGGCUGCAUUCGAGCAUUCGGCCAAUGAAGCCCAUGUAGGGGAGGCUGAGGGCUAUGGACACAUGCCCAAGAAUUUAGCUUCAUCUUUGGGUAUGAAGAUUGCUGAGCGCAACCCAGGAGUCCAGGAGCACAUUGCCUACACCCCACAUGAUACUAAAGUUAGCAUGUCAGAAAUAGCCACAAGAAAAAGGAGGAAAGAGAAGAGUGUUGGGGAUGAAGAGGACAGCCCUGGGCACGACAGUAGCUGUAGCGGUUCAGUGGAGAUGAUAGGGGACUAUGAGUUUAAAAAAGGUAGUUUUGAUGGGUCGAGAGGCACCCCAACGGGGAAAGGCUCUCUUUACAGCGCUCACAGCCAGUCUGACAGCUUCGAUACCUGUGCCAGUAUAUGCUCUGAGGACAAUGUACUGUUUCCUGACUCUGAGGGCAGGAAGACAGCUGGGAAUGUCAUAUCAGUCAUCCAGCAUACCAACUCCCUCAGCCGGCCAAAUUCCUUUGAGAAGUCAGAGUCCUUUGAGCAGCCAGGAUAUCAGCCCUCAGAUAAAGCUCCAUCUAGCCAGUACUCCGAACAGUCCGACACAGAGAUCUUUGAAGAUGCUCUGAGUCCUGAAUCUGCCCUGCUGAGGACAGAGAGCAUGGAGCAGCAGCUGCAAAGUGACAGUGACCUGGCUUCCCUCUCAUCUUCAUCAGCCGCAGCAUCGCCUGGCCAGCCUUAUCACAUCCCACACAAGCUGGUCCGACAACCCAACAUCCAGGUACCUGAGAUCAGGGUGACGGAGGAGCCAGACAAGCCUGAGAAAGAUGCAGAAGCUUUGAUGACCAAGGAGCCGGAGAAGCAGCUGCAGCAUGUGGAGGAGUUCCAGCUGCCACAGAGGAGUGACACACUCGCCCAGAUGCCAUCGGAAAAGCUCCCGCCCAAGAAGAAGAGGCUGCGCCUGGCAGAUAUGGAGCACUCGUCAGGGGAAUCAAGCUUUGAGUCAACCUGCACCAGCCUUUCUCGCAGCCCCAGUCAGGAGAGCAACUUGUCCCACUCCUCUUCCUUCUCCAUGUCCUUUGAUAGAGAGGAAGGCCUCAAGUCUGUCUCACCCACCAAACAGGACGAUUCGUUGGCAUCUGGUGGUGGACCUAAGCAGUCGGAGUUCCUGACGGUACCUGGCAGUGGUCAUUCCAGCCACCACCAGCAGAGGGAGAUGAGAAGGUCUUCAUCGGAGCAGGCGCCAUGCACGCUGCCCACAGAGUUGCCUGAAAUGCGCAGCAAAUCAUUUGACUAUGGGAGCUUGUCCUCCUCCAGACAGGGAGAGAUAUACUCCAGUGCCUCUGCAAUGAAAGAACGCCGGCGUGGAUAUCUUGUCCGACAGGCAUCCCUGAGCGUUUAUCCAGAGGCAGUUGUCCAGGAACCAGGGGGUGCUGAGAUGUCAAUCAAACAGGAGAGUAUGGAACAUGGGGCAUGGCCUGGCCCAACAGGAUCCCCCCACAGCAGCAGCGAUGUAGCCAGCAGAACCAAGAGAGCUGGCAGUAGCGCUGGUGGUGUAGGAUCUCACCAACACCAACAGCACCACCAGCAUCUCCUCCAGCACAGUAUCAGUGAGGACAGCCUGCAGGAAGAACCUCUCUACAACAGGUCCAAUCAGCAUCGCCUGCAGGCCCAGGGCUCGUCAUCGGAGGGAGAAUAUCCAGGUCACGAGGUGAACAAGGAAGUAAUCCAGCAGUACCCGAGUGGUCCCCCUUUCCUUUCCUAUCAGCAACCAGGUCUUUUCUGGAGUCAGGAGGCCAGCCAGGCAUCCAGACAGCAGCUGACCCUGCAGGCCCAGCAGCAACUCCAAAAACUCCACAUCCGAUCACCAGGCUCCCUGUCUGGACACCCACUCCACAAACAACCACCGCUCCACUCCCUGCAUCAAAUCCACGAUCAGCAGCCACAUGAUGGGGGAUCAGAAAACCCUGGCUCUCAAGCGUACCCUGCGUCUUUCUCAUCUCGCACCUCUCCAAUGUCCCAGCAACAACAGCAGAACUUUGCUUCUCUCUCCUCCAAGCACUCCCUGCUCACUUCCACCACCGCCUCCAUGCUUCUGCAGCAGGUCCAACCUGUCUUUGCCACCCAGAACCUGGGCUCCCAGUCCUCUCUGCCUGGUAUGACGGUUCCUGUGCGGCUCCAAACCCACGUGCCAUCCUAUGGUAGUGUUAUGUACACCAGUGUUAGCCAGCUGAUAGCCACACAUUCAGCCAGGCCGGGCAUUGCUGACAGCAGCAACAUGUCGUCUCCGGUGUGCGCUGUGAGUGUCAGCAAACCACCUGGAGGAAUUGGAGGAGGCAUUAACGGGACAGGCUUCAACCUAUCACACUUCCUCGGACAGAUGGAUGGCGCGACGCUGCGCUACUCAGCCUGGAAGGUUCCCGAUUCACUACCAGAGCAAUUCCUGAAUACAGGGAUCCCACUGUCACUAACGUCAGGCACCAUAUCCACAACAGAUGCCUCGGGAUCGGGCGUCGGAGGCAGCAAGCGCAUGCUCUCCCCCACCAGCUCUCUGGAGCUCUUCAUCGAGACUAAGCAGCAGAAAAGAGUGAAGGAAGAGCGGAUGUAUGGACAGAUUGUUAAGGAGAUGAGUGCAGUGGAGCUGAGUGGCACUGAAAGCUGUAGCAAACCUGAAAAGGGGCAGGGAAGAGGUCAGCGAGCUUGCCUAAAGAGCGAAGGCUCCAUGGAUGAUUCUGAAAGGAUGUCUGCUUCUCCUCCACUAAGUGACUUCCCAGUUUCCACCAAGAUAGCCAUUCCUGUCCGUUCCUCUGCCCCUCACCUCCCUGACGUUCCCCGGGCCGAGAGCUUCACUCCUCCUCUCCAGAUUGUCACAGACCGUUCCCCAGUUUCAGGUGGUCGGGACUCCCCAGAGGAGCUCGAUGUGGACGAUUCAGUCCCAGAGCCCAGCUCCAGCCCCCAGUCCAUGGUGUCCUCCAACGACGCAGACAACACUGACAACACAAAUCAGCCCACACCCAAUAAAAUUCCUGCCAGCAUGCGGGUUCAGCUAGCUGCCAAACAAAGCGCAGGAUUAUCCGAAGCAGUGGGCCAGACUUUGCUACUCACGGAUGUGGCUGAGCAGUUUUUCCAGUUCCCAAGUCUGCGCACUAUGAGCCGAGUCAGCUGGUGUUUCCUGAACUACACCAAACCCAACAGCACCCAAGCCGCCUCGCAUAGCUCCGUCUACAACUCGUGGUGCGUAAGCUCAUACAACCCCAAUCCUCUGAACCUUAGCACCAAGGCUGCGCUGGCCCUGCUGAGGUCCAAACAGAGGAGAAACACCGAUUCCAUGUACUCAACUGCAGCCAUGUCGCCACCCAGCUCUGGAAAGCUGGUGUCAUCUGUGGCCUGGAAGCUGAGGUUUGAUCAGUUGAAGCCAGAGCUGAUGCCAGUUGAUGUUGGUAAUUAUGGGAGGAAGAUGAAGGGAGUUGUGUCGUGGGACCGUUCGAAGGAGGAGCAGGUAGAGAAGGAGGUCUCGGUCAAACAGCCCGCCACUGAACCAACCCGCAUCAAGAUCUUCGAAGGCGGGUAUAAAUCCAAUGAGGACUAUGUUUACGUUCGCGGCCGCGGCCGGGGGAAAUACAUCUGCGAAGAGUGCGGCAUCCGCUGUAAGAAACCCAGCAUGCUGAAGAAACACAUCCGAACGCACACCGACGUCCGGCCGUACGUCUGCAAGUUCUGCAACUUCGCUUUCAAGACGAAAGGAAACCUGACGAAGCACAUGAAGUCUAAGGCUCAUAUGAAAAAGUGUCUGGAGUUAGGAGUCUCCAUGUCUUCUGUUGAGGACAACGAGGCGGAGGAAGGAGACGUCGGAGAGGAAGGCCCGAGGUCUGACAAGAUGUCCCGCGGCGUCAUGGCGGAGCACCAGUUCUCGGACGCCGACGACUCGGACGGUGCCGAUGACGACGGCGACGAGGUGGACGACGAGGACGAUGACGAGGACGACUACGACGGUGACUCCACGCCGAAGACCCGCUCGCGCUCCGCCAGCCCGCAGCCGUACGGCCUGCCCGCCGCGUCCAUCGCCGUGGCCGUGGCGUCCUCCCAUCCCGCGCCACACCUCGCUCAUCGCCCCUCGCCAUCGGACCUCCACAAGCCCCCGCUGUUUGGCUACUUCACCACCGUGCCGAGCAUCCAGAUCACGCCGCAGGAGGAGUACCAGCGAGGCCUGGGCAGCCGACUGCUGGCUCCGCCCCCCUCCUCCUCCUCCUCCAUGGAUGAAGACCUCCCAGACCUCCCCUCGCCCUCCUCCCACCUCUCCUCACCCGGGCCCGAUCGCUCCGGCUGCCCGUCCCCGAUCUCCCCUUCCUCGUCACCCUCAGCGCGUCGAUACUUCUCCCCGCGCCGGGACCUCUCGCCCCGCGCCGGACACCUCUCCCCCCGGCGGGACAUCUCUCCCCUGCGUCGCGUCUCCCCCAAGAGGGACCUGGGGGCAGGGGGCGCUUACAGGCGAGACCUCUCCCCCCGCAGGGGACACCUCUCGCUGCUCUCGCCCCUCUCUCGGCCCACGUCUCCGGCGGGAAGAGACUACAAGCGGGACAUGUCGCCGCGCGGCCGCCACAGGGCCAUGAUCCGGCCCGUUUCUCCUCGCCGGGGGCUCCACCAACACCUCCACCACCAGAGCCAGCAGAGUGGAUCGCGGGGUCUCAGGCCGGCUCACCAGGCCGGGGUGCUGGGUCCGGCAGAGCUGGGACUUCGCAGAACCAGCGCAGAGAUGGAGAUGGAACAUGGUCUGGGCUCGCCAUCGCCAGGGCAACGGGAGUCCAGUCCACCUCACCAGGUUCUGUUCAGUCACCUUCCUCUCCACUCUCAACUCCAGGUGCGUUCGCCGUUCCCGAUGAUCCCCAUCGGAGGGAUCCAGAUGGUACACUCCGUCCCCGUGUCCGUCACCUCCGCUCUGGGCCAGCAGGGGCCUCUGCAGGUCGCCUCCCGCCUGCUGCCGCCGCCGAAGAGCGCCUCGGAGGACUCCGCCGCCAGCGAGAGGGGAUCUCCUCCAAAGGGUCCCGGGAUUCAGCACUUUAGCGGCGGCCUGCAGCUCAGGCCUCCCCAGCCAUCGUCAAUCCCCGCCACCUCCCCUCACUCCUCCUCCUCCUCCUCUCCUCACCCUCCCAGCCCCGGCUCCGAAACCCUCCAGCCUCCCGUGGCGUCCACGUCUCUCCAGCCAGAGAGAGACCGGGAGGCCGGAAGCACAAAAAGAAGCAAAGAGGUGUCGUAG